UUUCUCGCGGUUACGACACAGGCUUGUGCUGUAGGUGUGGUAACAGAGACUUUCACUGGCUGCAAUGUUUUGCUUUCUCUUGGUGUUGUUGUUAGCGUGUGGAACCGUGAAGAGCACUCUGAUAGAAGAGAACCGACAUUCUCUCCAUAUUGAUGAGGACACCAGGAAUGAUCUGCUCAAGUUUGUGGUGACCAACAUCGAGAAGCUAAAGGUAGAACACGAAGAACUGGACGAAUGCCACGGUUUAGAAAUCGUCAGUUUACUACGCAUAGAAAAAGAGGAGAAGCCGAAAGAUGGUGUAAGAUACUACAUGACGUUGAAAGUGCAGCCUGCUUUGGUAGCAACAGAAGACUGUGUCCAGAAAAAUGCCACUCUCGCAAGCCUAGAGCCUGAAAUAUGCGAGGCCGAAGUUGCAGAAACUAGAAGAAAGGAAAAGCCAUUUUGGUCCCUUCUCCGUUCAGCGUGUUUACAAGUUGAGGAGCUGGUCGACUGAGGAAGGAGAGUUUCACGAAAUUAAUAUUAAAACUAUAUCUAAUUUGUCUGUGUAACCGCGUCUCUACUGAAACUUCCCUUUUAGCUGUAUUCUAUUAUUUAUAAUCACCCAUAGCUUAGGAAGUAUUAAGUCCUUGGAAAAAAAAAUGUUCAGUUGCACUUAUAAGUUGCAUAUAAGAACACCAAAACAAACUUUUGUGUUUAACGUUAUAUCUAGACGUAUUUCCAGGAUUGUUACAGCAAUAAUGUAUUUUCUUACUGUACGAAAUAGGUAUCAGCAAGUCAAAGUGCUUUUACCAAAAUUAGAUCUGCUUUCCUGCUUAGAACUCUAUGUUAAAAUAAGGUAGUCACUGAUUGGAUAUCAGAACGUUGUAAAAAUUGUUGUUCAAAUAACAACAACAAAAAGAAAAACGUUGCGCUGCGUUCUACAAACAUAUCGUAUUAAGCUAUUGAACGUUAGCGAUAACGUUAACUUACUGAUUCUGAAUUGGAAAAGUAUUAUGUUACAUUAAAUUCAUGUUUUCUAACAUUUCUCUGAUGAAAAUUUAUAUGAACUAUUUAUUGCUUCCUCAGAUGCAUUUGGCUAAUCUGAGGUCGUGUUGAAUGAACAUUAUUUGCAAAAAAAAAUCAUUUCCAUUCGAAAAAUAAUUGAAAAGUUAUGCUUUGCAAAUUAAUAGAAAUAAAUAAAAAACUUCUGUAAAAUGAACGGUGUGGCAUUGGAAAUGUGUUAAUAAGAUUUCAAGGCGGUUGUUUUUACUGUUAUAGCUAUAUGUGGAAGUAGAACUACAACGGUUCAAUUUGUUGUUAAUGAAUAUUGAUGUUUGUCUUGUUUCACAACUUCUAAAAAUAAAAGCAUUUCUCUGUCAAAUGAUA
This is a messenger RNA of Limulus polyphemus (Atlantic horseshoe crab), 1365 nucleotides long. RefSeq lists its product as uncharacterized. Bases 65 to 493 code for a protein of 142 amino acids. NCBI's taxonomy places the organism in Eukaryota, Metazoa, Arthropoda, Merostomata, Xiphosura, Limulidae. The record is from RefSeq and is a predicted model, not a curated record. The transcript has 3 exons.